Messenger RNA from Aspergillus melleus, 1809 nucleotides. Its product is annotated as Tti2 family protein. The transcript has 4 exons. The record is from RefSeq and is a predicted model, not a curated record. Gene Ontology annotation, cellular component: centrosome; cytosol; nucleoplasm. NCBI's taxonomy places the organism in Eukaryota, Fungi, Ascomycota, Eurotiomycetes, Eurotiales, Aspergillaceae. Bases 1 to 1809 code for a protein of 602 amino acids.
AUGGAUGACCACUUCCUAGGGGAGUUGCGCAACGCGGCACGUGAUGCUUUCCAGCAACGGAAUUCGGCUUCAUUUGUAUUGCCAGAGUCGAAGCUCGCCAGCGUCUCAAUUCCUGAUGAUCUCAGCCCUCUGCAAGAGUAUGUAUCAUCUCAAAGCGAUGCAAGCAGUACAGAGAUAUGCGAAAACCUCCUUUUUGCCCUGGCAUUCCUCAAGGUUUGGGGAUCUAGGAGACCAUCGGAGCAAGACAAGAAGGUCGUCAAUAAUGUGUAUGAAUGGGCAAGCGAUGCUGCUCUUCCGUCGCCGGUUUUUGGAGGAACAUACGAACUAGACGAAAGGAAAGACCUGAUUGUAGAAGAUCAGCUCCGGUCAAAUAUCGCGAUCUCGGUCAUUGAAUUGCUGGCUGGGUUGCUUCCCAUCUGCGAGGCAGAAAAUGCACCGGACAUCAUUAUUGCGCUGGCCAGCUUCACCUCCGAUCAUGAACCAUGGACGUUACCAGAGACUCACGCUCGCGCAAGUGUUCUGCUGUCAACACAUUUUACUUCGCUGCGCUUGGAAAUGGCUUCAAAUAAAGUCUUUUGGGAUACGAUCGAAGACAUCCUAAAGCAAAAGAUCCGGCCUCUGUUCGCGAAGACCAAGAACCCAGCCAUCACAGCCUCUGGCCGCAAGAACUUCCAUCCUGUGCCUUUGCCCCGGUUUGAUGCCAGCGUCCUGGAUCCAGAAACGAAGCCAUGGAAGAUCCGAGAUGUCUACGCUACAACCGUUCUUUCUUGGAUCAUCGCGCAGUAUCAGGCCACGGACCGUGACUAUCUUGAAGCGCACUUCCCGCUUCUCGUCCCGGCACUCUUAACCCUCAUCGACGAUGACAGCCUUCCCUUCAAAACACGCGGCUGCCUUCUCACCACGGACCUCCUCAUCCCCAUCAGCGGCAGCAAAUCCGACAUCCUGCGCCGCACCAACCUCUCCUCCGUCUUCGAAGACGCCAUCCGCCCAUGCCUCCUCUCUCUCCCUACCAUCACGCCCGAAGAUGACUCCAUCUCUCUCCUCAGCGCCGCCUAUCCCGCGCUCCUAUCCGUACUCAAAACCAACGCCCAGAACUCCUUCCCCAUCCCACCCCAAAUCGCCACCGAAGCCUACAUCGUCUCCAUCACCAAGACCCUGCGCGAGAACCUCAUCCCCUCCUUCCACCACAUCAGCUCCGUCAACUCCACCUCCACCGCCACCUCCUCAUUCGCCUCCUUCCCUCACCCCCGCCUCUCCACCCUCCUCCUGGACCACAUGCACCCGGUCCUCUUGGACCUCGGCAUCCACGCCUCCAAAUACCUCCAGGAUAUCAUUCCCCUGGUGCACAGCACGCUCUCGAACCCGUUCGGCCCCGCAUACCCGCCCCUCCUCCUUUCGGCCGUGGGUCUCCUCCGCGCCGUGAUCCUGACCACUCAUCCGCGCCUCUGGCGCUGGCGCGGCGAGAUCCUCGGCGCGCUAUGCGCAUGCUGGCUCCACGUGGUUGAAGAGGAAGUUGAUGUAGCAGAGCCAGCGCAAAAGUCACACCCACCGUCCUCAUCCAUCGCGAAAGAAACCGACUCAGCGGAGGUCGUCCGGCUCAAAAAGGAACUGAAGGGCGUAAGCUAUCUGCUGAAGUUUGCGUUGCAGAAUCCGGAUCGGGGAAGUUCGCGCGACGCCGGACAGAUGGAAGCGAAGGAAAGUAUUGAGAAGGAGUUGAGGAAGUUGGUAGAGGCGGAUCAUCUCCUGGAGGGGUUGUUUGAUAUGGAUUUUGAUACUACGGAUGCGGAGUAUUUCGGGGUGCGGGUUUAA